Messenger RNA from Balaenoptera ricei (Rice's whale), 2764 nucleotides. RefSeq names its product nuclear autoantigenic sperm protein (gene NASP). Gene Ontology annotation, biological process: DNA replication-dependent chromatin assembly; CENP-A containing chromatin assembly. Gene Ontology annotation, molecular function: histone binding. NCBI's taxonomy places the organism in Eukaryota, Metazoa, Chordata, Mammalia, Artiodactyla, Balaenopteridae. The transcript has 16 exons. Gene Ontology annotation, cellular component: nucleoplasm. The record is from RefSeq and is a predicted model, not a curated record. Bases 317 to 2656 code for a protein of 779 amino acids.
UAGCCGUUGCUGGUAUACACGUGCUCGGCUCUUGCGUGUCCAUCCGUUACGACUGAGCGGACCGACAGAAAGUCUCAGUUAACUUCCUGAGUAUCCGGCCUGGAAAGAGACUCUCGGCUACUCGCUCCGAACAUGUAGAGCAGCCCCAGCUUCCCCUUCUCUGGAAGUCGCUGGCCGCCGUCCAGUCAGGAGUAGUAGUACCAAGAUUCUAGUUCUUCUUACGCGACUUGCUAGAGAAGCAAAAAGUUGCUUUUUUCGAGGAAGCCAGGGAGGAAAGACACUAUCCAGUCCGCUGGUCCACCACCUCAGGCGAACGAUGGCCGCAGAGUCCACAGCCACUGCCGCCAUCACCGCGGAGCUGGUUUCCGCCGACAAAAUUGAAGAAGAUGUCCCUGCUCCUUCUACCUCUACAGAUAAAGUGGAGAGUCUGGAUGUGGAUAGUGAAGCUAAGAAACUAUUGGGUUUAGGACAGAAACAUCUGGUGAUGGGGGAUAUUCCAGCAGCUGUCAAUGCCUUCCAGGAAGCAGCUAGUCUUUUAGGUAAGAAGUAUGGAGAGACAGCUAAUGAAUGUGGAGAAGCCUUCUUUUUCUAUGGGAAAUCACUUCUGGAGUUGGCAAGAAUGGAGAAUGGUGUGUUGGGAAAUGCCCUGGAAGGUGUGCAUGUGGAAGAGGAGGAAGGAGAAAAAACAGAAGAAGAAACUCUGGUAGAAAAUAAUGAUAACAUAGAUGAGGAAGCAAGGGAAGAGUUGAGAGAACAGGUUUAUGACGCCAUGGGAGAAAAAGAAGCCAAAAAAACAGAAGACAAGUCUCUGGUAAAGCCUGAAACGGAUAAAGAACAGGAAACUGAUAUGGAGAAGGGUGGAAGAGAAGAUAUGGAUAUAAGUGAGCCUGCAGGGGAACUACAGAAAAAAGUUGAAUCAACUCCAGAUCAGUUAACUGAAACCACUAAAGAGGGAAAAGGAACAGCAGCACCAGAAGGACUGAAUGAAGCUGAAGUCACUUCUAAGAAGCCAGAACAGGAAACACCAGAUGCUGAGGAAGGAAAAUCAGUUUCUGGAACUGACGUCCAAGAAGAGUGCAGAGAAAAAGGAGGUCAGGGAGAAGUAAUUGCGAGCAUAGAGGAGAAGCCAAAAGAAGCUUCAGAAGAGCAACCUGUUGUGACUCUAGAAAAGCAGGGCACUGCAGUGGAGAUAGAAGCAGUCAAGCCAGUGGAUGUGGGUGGGGAUGAGCCAAAGGAGCAGGUAGCUGUCUCUGCAAGUGAGCCAGGAAAGGCUGUUCUUGAGCAGUUGGUAGGGCAAGAAUUGCCUGCUGCUGAAGAGUCACCAGAGGUGACAGCACAGGCUGCAGAGGCCUCAGCUGCAGAAGCUGGAUCAGAAGUCUCUGAGAAGCCUGGGCAGGAGGACCCAGUUCUCCCUAAGGAUGGUGCAGUCAACGGACUAUCAGCUGCAGGGGAUCACACUCCCAGUGAACCGAAGACUGAUGCAGAAGGGUGGACAGAAACAAAAGAUGGCUCAGGACUAGAGGAGAAGGUCAGGGCAGAGUUGGUUCCUAGCCAGGAGGAGACUACGCUGUCUACAGAAGAGUCUGAGGCAGCUGGAGAUGGGGUUGAGACUAAGGUAGCCCAGGGGGCUACUGAGAAAUCCCCUGAAGACAAAGUUAAGAUAGCUGCUAAUGAAGAAACACAAGACAAAGAAGAACAGAUGAAAGAGGGUGAAGAAACCGAGGGCUCAGAAGAGGAGGAUAAAGAAAAUGACAAGGCUGAAGAAACACCAAAUGAUUCAAUUCUUGAAAACAAGUCUCUUCAAGAAAAUGAAGAAGAGGAGAUUGGGAACCUAGAGCUUGCCUGGGAUAUGCUGGAUUUAGCAAAGAUCAUUUUUAAAAGGCAAGACACGAAAGAAGCUCAGCUUUAUGCUGCACAGGCACAUCUUAAACUAGGAGAAGUUAGUGUUGAAUCUGAGAAUUACAUCCAAGCUGUGGAGGAGUUCCAGGCUUGCCUAAACCUGCAGGAGCAGUACCUGGAAGCCCAUGAUCGGCUCCUUGCAGAGACCCACUACCAGCUGGGCUUGGCCUAUGGGUACAACUCUCAGUAUGAUGAAGCAGUGGCACAGUUCAGCAAAUCUAUUGAAGUCAUUGAGAAGAGAAUGGCUGUACUUAAUGAGCAUAUGAAGGAGGCCGAAGGAUCACCUAUUGAAUAUAAGAAAGAAAUUGAGGAGCUGAAGGAGCUGCUACCUGAAAUUAGAGAGAAGAUAGAAGAUGCAAAGGAGUCCCAGCGUAGUGGGAAUGUAGCUGAAUUGGCUCUGAAAGCAACUCUGGUGGAGAGCUCUACUUCAGGUUUCACUCCUAGUGGAGGAGGCUCUUCAGUCUCCAUGAUCGCCUGUAGAAAGCCAGCAGAUGGUGCUUCCUCAUCAAAUUGUGUGACUGAUAUUUCUCACCUUGUCAGAAAGAAGAGAAAACCAGAGGAAGAGAGCCCCCGGAAAGAUGAUGCAAAGAAAGCCAAACAAGAGCCGGAGGUGAAUGGAGGCAGUGGGGAUGCUGUCUCCAGUGGAACUGAAGUUUCGGAAAACAUGGAGGAGGAGGCUGAGAAUCAGGCUGAAAGCCGGGCAGCAGUGGAGGGGACAGUGGAGGCUGGAGCUACAGUUGAAAGCACUGCAUGUUAAGAGAGGGAGCAGAGCCUUCCUCCCAAUGGAAAGUGUUUUUGUAUAUAAUGUAUUUUUUCACUUUUGGGGGAUUCUUUUUGUAUAACUUCAAUAAAGAUUGUAAGCAAA